Phaeoacremonium minimum UCRPA7 is the source of this 837-nucleotide messenger RNA. RefSeq lists its product as hypothetical. Lineage: Eukaryota; Fungi; Ascomycota; Sordariomycetes; Togniniales; Togniniaceae. The transcript has a single exon. Bases 1 to 837 code for a protein of 278 amino acids. The record is from RefSeq and is a predicted model, not a curated record.
AUGGCGACUACUUCCGUACCUGCGCCCGCACCCUCACCGGCUCCGGCCGCAGCUACAGGCGGAGCCGGAGGAUCCACACCCGGCGUCCCAGACGACUGGCCCGCCUGGGCCAAGACACUGCUCUCGCGCCCGAUGAUCGAGGUGCGCCGCGGCCUGUCGUUCGGCUACGACCCGCCGACGGAGAAGUCGUCGGUCAUCGCGCUGACGGCGCCGUCGGGCAAGAACGUCGACAUCCGCUUCUCGAUGGCGGCCGACUCGUUCUCGGCGACUGCGCCGUGGGCAUCGUCGCUGUUUGACGGGUACGCGACGGCGGGCGUCGCGCGCGCCACGCUGCCGAUUGGCACGGAGAGCUGUGUGCCGUACGAGUGCUGUGCGCAUGUCACCUGGGAGCACACUAUUGACUCGAGCUGUCAGUUUGACACCGAUGGUGCUGAUAUGUACCUUCUUGGGAAUGGGGAUGUGAUGGAGAUUGGAACCAUGGCUGAUAAGGAGGGUAAGGUAAAGAUGUUCAAGGAGUACUGGACGAAGCCCGAUCCCGACGCCAAAGUCCGGCCGUGUGUUGUCGCUGAGGCUGAAGGCCUGAGAGGGGAGAAGGGCAUGAUUAUCCGCAUUGGCGAGUAUUGUCAGGGAAUCUACCAGGGAGGGGAGUCAUUCUGGGCAGAACGAUGGCAACUUAGCCAGGACGACAAUAUCUGGCAGAAGCAUGAGAAAAGCAAGUCAAGCCCCGAGGGGUCUGAAUAUCUUCCGUGCUUGUGGCUGGUAGAGGAUGGACGAAAAUUAGAUGAUGUCGUCGAUGUAUCAGGAGGGAAAUGGAGAAUAACAGAGGCAGUGUACUAG